GAGAAGAGAAGAAAAGUGUCCGUUUUUACUUGUGAUCCAGUCCAGUCCAAAGCUAAGAAUCCGUGUUUACUUCUGCCAUGGUGAUGAUCCGGACUCGUAGUUUCUCGUGUGGUCGACUUGUGUUCUUAUCCAAUUAUUAUUUCCACUCGGACCCUUCUUCCUCCUCAAGAUAGGCCGACCUCCCCUGCAUAUAAGUAGCCACGCCCCCUGGCCACCAAACCAACGCAACCGCAACCAUCAACAUCGUCUUCUUCUCUUCACGUAGACAAGUUUUCAAUCUCAGUUUUUAGUUCUUCAUGGAGAACAAGGGGGCGGCUGCGCCGGCGGCGCCAGAGAAGGAGGAGGCGCAGGCGGCGGCGGCGGCGACGUCGUGCUUCAAGAGGACGGUGGGCGAGGACGCGUCGCUGUUGGAGCUGGCCAAGGACCAGUACCGGCAGUUCGCGGAGGCGCAGGGUCGGGACCACUGGGAGUGCCUCAAGAACAAGGUCAGCUCCAUGUUCGCCGACCCCAUCUUCGGCGGCCUCAAGCCCGACUCCACCGCCAACACGCCGCCGCCGUCCGUCGAGUCGCAGUAGAUCGUCGUCGUUCGUUCGCCUGCCGCGGUUCGUCCUGCAGUAUAUCGUUGCAACUUUAUUAUGAGGAUCAUGGGCCUUGUUUUUAGCUGUGGGGAACUUGUAUUUGUAUCGUCGUAUUAAACUCGAGGAACUAUAUAUUGUGGAUUUUGAGUUUAAUUGAAUUAGUCAAGUGA
Molecule: messenger RNA, 748 nt
Organism: Triticum urartu
Lineage: Eukaryota; Viridiplantae; Streptophyta; Magnoliopsida; Poales; Poaceae
Source: RefSeq, a predicted model, not a curated record